Messenger RNA from Meleagris gallopavo (turkey), 2833 nucleotides. It is a transcript of the gene DRAM1, whose product is annotated as DNA damage regulated autophagy modulator 1. Gene Ontology annotation, cellular component: lysosome. Gene Ontology annotation, biological process: regulation of autophagy. NCBI's taxonomy places the organism in Eukaryota, Metazoa, Chordata, Aves, Galliformes, Phasianidae. The record is from RefSeq and is a predicted model, not a curated record.
GGCGGCAGCGGGAGAUGCUGUGCUUUAUGCCCGGGGUGGCUGUCGUACCCGCGCUGCUUGUCGGUUGGUCCUCGGCCGCCUUCAUCAUCUCCUAUGUGAUCGCCGUGCUGGCUGGUCACGUCGAGCCGCUCGUCCCCUACAUCAGUGAUACUGGAACUAAACCUCCAGAGAGUGGUAUCUUUGGCUUUAUGAUUAAUAUUUCAGCACUUUUAGGUGCAAUUACGAUGUAUAUCAGAUAUUUAAUAAUAGAGAAGCAAAAUGAAUCAUUGCGCUUUGUUAGGUCUUCAUGCAACAUGUUUUCAUUGUGUAUUGGAUUGACGGGUUGUACUGGAAUGGGCAUAGUUGCAACUUUUCAGGAGCUGUCUGUUCCCAGCGUCCAUGACAUCGGAGCUUUGGUGGCAUUUGGCUGUGGUGUUGUAUACAUAACGCUUCAAUCUAUAAUCUCUUACAAGUCCUGCCCACAAUGGAACACUUAUUUUGUGUGUCAUAUAAGGAUGCUCAUAUCUGUAAUAUCAUGCAUUUUUUUCAUUCCCAUGAUUGUGUUUGCUUCAAGAAUUUCCAUGACAAAAAUUGAUUGGACUCCAAGUGAAAAGGAUUAUACUUACCAUUUCAUGAGUGCAAUCUGUGAAUGGACAGUGGCCUUUGGUUUCAUCUUCUUCUUCUUAACAUUCAUUAAAGAUUUUCAGAGAGUUACUUUAAGGAUAUCAACAGAAAUACACGAAGAUUCCUGAUAGCAGAGAACGCUGUAUUUUGCAUUGAUGAAUAUUUUAUGUUUCUUUUUAUUAUGGAAAACAUUGCAGAGGAGCAGGGAUUUAAAUUCUAUGAAGAACCCACACCAUUAAUUCUGCAACAUCUUCAAAAGCAUCCACCAAAACAUUUUAAAUACUAGCAGCAAUAUUCCUGCUCCCUUUUUGCAUUAUGUUGUAAUUUUUAUAUUGUUUUGUAUAUACAAAAUACUGCAAUAGAAGUAAACUAUAGAAACAUUUAAAAGAUGUGGACUUCCUCAGCUAUUCCCUUCUGGGCAGAGCCAUAGUUUUUUCAUUUGUUAAAGUCUGAUAAGUUGCACUGGUUUUAAACUUGAGAAAAUACAACCUGGAAAUAGUUUGAAAAGUUCAAAGCCAAUGGACAACACUAAAUCUGAACUCCUACUCUUAAGUUGCAAGGACUGUGGAGGAAGCAAAAGCUGGCAUCUUUGUUUCAAGAUUUGGUAUUUGCAGUUAGUUGACUGGAACACUAUACUACAAGUUUUUGAUGGUGGACACAAAUCGUAGAAGUUUUAGCUAUAUUGCUUGAAAAAUGUUUUCUAAUCAUCUCUGCACAAUAUACAUCGUAAAAGUCUAUUCCCUUUUUCCCCUUUUAUGCAUUGCUGGCCACAGGAAGCUCAAAACUAAAGUGGAAUGGGAAGGAAAUUUACAUUUAUGUAAGAUGUACUAAAAAGAAAUCACACUGCUGUUUGGUUAAUACAGAGCAGAAGUUUUUCAGUCUUUGUUUUAAUCUACAAUGAUGGUCUCCAAAAAGUUAUUGAGAAUGAAUGGAAAACAAGAAGAGGCACCAAUAGUUUUCAUGUAUUCAAUUAUAAGCACAUGAGUGUGAUAUACGUAAAGAAAUAAAAAAAAUAAUCCUGGGGAGCUUCUGUGGUUAAGAUACGGCAUAUUUUAUUAAUGCACUCCUGUAAUGAAGUACUCGGAAAGGACAUAACUGAGCAGUCACACAUUACCAAGUAUCUGAAGGCAAAAUGUUCUUUCAUGCGCUGAUUCACUACCUCCACUUAACGCAUUAACCUCUUGGCUACCAAUCAAAUUCUGUGAAAAUUAUAUUAGGUGUGGUGUAUCACCCUUUUUUUUUUUUUUUCAGAAAUAUUGAUGAUUUUCAAUUGUUAAUUUUCCACGAGAUAAAAAAAAUGUUAAUUUUGGAGAGUGAUGCCUUAAGACUAGUCUUCUGUUGGCAUUUCCUUUAAUGGGUAUUUUAAACUGUAAUAAAUUCAUCUGUUUCACAACUUAAAAGCAUCCAUGUUUUCUUAAUAAGCUAUUCCAAAUAAUAAUAUUAAAAAUGUUUUCCUCUGACAGUUUUGAUUUCUACAAUUUUCAAGUUAGCCCGCAGAGGUCUAUAGUUACGAUCAUACUGAAAGUAAAAUCUAGUGUAGAUCAGAUGCAAGACUUAAUGUUUUGUGUGUUAAGGGGCACAUAUUCCUUGGUCUAAAGAUCAGAAAUACUCAUCAGAAACUGUAUACCAACCAUGAAAUGACAUCCUGUUAUUUUCAAAGGCCAAGUUAAGUCUAUAUUUCAUGUUCUCACUAAAAUAUAUGAAAUACUAUUGGUGAUAAGUGGAUGGUUGGACUGGAAUCUUGUAGAUCUUUUCCAACCUGGGUGAUUCUAGAUUCUAUGAUUCUAUGAUAUUGUAUAGUGAAUUGUUCUUUGGCUUUUUAUUCCUAGUUCUCUCAAACUAAAGUAUAAGAAACUUGAAAAUAUUUCAAAUGAGAUCUGAUGUCAUCAGUUUACGAAACUCUGUAAGUGGACAAAAGAUAUCAUGCUAACUUGAAGUUCAGCCUUUAGUAAAGUUUAACACGUUUUUACAGUGAAUUCACUUAUACAAGAAAAUAGUUUCUUUGGGCUUUAUUGACUCAAGUAAGAAUCACUACAAUAUUAUACAAUUUUUAAGGCACAGAGGCAGCAAACACUGAAGAAAACUGAAAACUUUCAAUAAUUCCCAACACAAGGCUCCUGAAAUGAGUUCUUGCUUACUUAAUCUCUUGUACCCCAUCCUCCUCAAAAUAAUUUUAACCAAUCUGUCAACUUUUACAGUGCCUACAGUCUCCUGAGAAGGAAAAAAAAAA